This is a messenger RNA of Paramisgurnus dabryanus, 5522 nucleotides long. It is a transcript of the gene pcdh17, whose product is annotated as protocadherin 17. Gene Ontology annotation, biological process: homophilic cell-cell adhesion. Lineage: Eukaryota; Metazoa; Chordata; Actinopteri; Cypriniformes; Cobitidae. Gene Ontology annotation, molecular function: calcium ion binding. The record is from RefSeq and is a predicted model, not a curated record. Gene Ontology annotation, cellular component: plasma membrane.
CGUAGAGGAGGCAGAAGGGACACCGGGGGUUUAUAGUGCAUCUCUUCCCGUACUGUUAUUGACAGCUGGCUUCAGUGACAAGCAAAGACAGCCGUCGCUUUGGACGGAACACUUUCGGUUAAUAUCAACAUUUUACACUUUGGACACUUUUUGACUUUUUGCUUUACGUUUAUUUCUCUUACUUCAGCACUAGGGACUGGACGUACACAGUCUCCCAAGGACGCAUUCAUCACGGGGAUGUCUCACCCCGCACCGAUGCAGUACACGAAAAGGCUUUGCUCGUUGAUGAUUUGAACGCUUCUGGAUGUGUAUUAUAUGUUUGGGUCAAGAUAUCGCUCCUAAAGCAUCUUUAGUCUGAAUCCCGGUGACUCACUGCAUGAGCGGAGGAGAGUCACUGCAUCCUAAUCAGAGAUACGUGAGAGGAGUCGCUGCCUCACGUUACAGGCGCACUUUUGGGGAGCGCUUUAUUUUUCCAUAUAGUCCUGUCGGAGUUUUUUUUCUCGCUUGGAAAGGUUUUGUACAAAGGAUGUAACCCGUCUUUGGUGAUGGUUGUCUUUAGACUGGAUAGCAGGCUACAGGGGAAGAGGCUCAGAAAGGCUAUUUCUUUGUGGAAACCGGAUUGUGAUUAUGCCUCCAAUGCGCCUGGGCGUUCAGCAGAAUAUAAAUUAGCUGUACAGCCUCACCGUUUGUUGUGAAAACUCUGGAUAAAAGAAGCACUGCCACGGAGGACAGAAAAGAGCAUUCAAAGGAAAAGCCCACAUAAUGACUUUAUACAUUUUUUAUCAUGAAUCGGCAUGUGUGCUCAGUAAUUGAAGGUAUAAAUCGUCACUUUGCCAGGAAGAUCAACAGGUCGGAGGCGUAGAAACGCAUCAGAAACCCGAGACACUCACUGAAAGGGAUGCAUCUUUCUGUUUUCCUUUUCCUACUUUUAUGGGCGCAAGCCCUGACAUUAAAAAACUUGAACUACUCGAUACCCGAGGAGAAAAUUCAGGGUGUCAUUGGAAACAUUGCCAAGGAUGCCGAGCUGGAACUGGGGGAGCAGGGAAAAAAAUCCAACUUUCGGGUGUUGGAGAACUCUGCGCCACAUCUCAUAGAUGUGGAUCCCGAAAGCGGGCUACUAUACACAAAACAGCGGAUCGACAGGGAAACACUGUGUAAACAAAAUUCUAAGUGCCAGCUCUCCAUGGAAGUGUUUGCCAAUGACAAGGAGAUCUGCAUGAUUAAAGUCGAAAUACAGGAUAUAAAUGAUAAUGCACCAAGCUUUCCUUCUGAUCAGAUCGAUAUUGACAUUUCUGAAAAUGCAGCCCCAGGCACACGUUUCCCUUUGGCUGCUGCCUACGACCCUGACACGAGAGAAAACGGGCUGAAAACAUAUCAGAUCACACGGGAUGAUUACAGUAUAUUUUCUCUGGAUGUGAAAUCCAGAGGGGAUGGAACUAAAUUCCCUGAAUUGGUUGUUCAGAGGUCCUUAGAUCGAGAGGAGCGUAGCCAUCACACUUUAAUUAUUACUGCCACUGACGGAGGGGAAUAUCCUAAAUCAGGGACAAUGCAAAUCAAUGUGAAAGUCACUGAUUCCAAUGACAAUAGCCCUGUGUUUGACCAACCCUCAUAUGUAGUGGAGAUUCCUGAGAAUUCACCUCUAGGCAUGGUAUUGAUAGAUUUAAAUGCCACCGAUCCUGAUGAAGGGAUUAACGGCCAGGUUACUUAUUCCUUCAGCUGUUAUGUUCCAGACAGGAUCAAAGAGUUGUUUUCAAUAGACCCCCGAACGGGUGUCAUAAAGAUUCAGGGUAAAAUCGACUAUGAGGAGAACCCAAUUAUAGAGAUUGAUGUUCAGGCAAAGGAUCAAGGCCCCAACCCGAUUCCUGGCCAUUGUAAAGUCACCGUUAAAGUGCUCGACAGGAAUGACAACUGGCCCUCUAUAGGUUUCGUGGCAGUACGUCAGGGGGCGGUUAGUGAAGCGGCAGCCCCAGGGACAGUGAUCGCUCUUGUGAGAGUCACAGACAAGGACUCUGGGCGCAACGGGCAGCUUCAGUGUAGGAUCUUAGGCAAUGUGCCUUUUAAGUUGGAGGAGAACUAUGAUAAUUUUUACACGGUGGUGACAGACAGACCACUAGACAGAGAAGUCAAAGAUGAGUAUAACAUCACUAUUGUGGCCAAAGACAAUGGCAACCCGCCCCUGAACUCAACCAAGUCUUUUACUGUGAAAAUCUUAGAUGAAAAUGAUAACGCACCUCGCUUCACAAAAAUGGUCUAUCUGCUUCAGGUGCCUGAAAACAACAUCCCGGGGGAAUACCUGGGCUCGGUUCUUGCUCAUGACCCAGAUUUGGGCCAAAAUGGUACUGUGUCCUAUUCCCUCCUCCCAUCUAAUGUGAGCGAGGAAUCUAUCACCACAUAUGUUAACAUUAAACCCACCGACGGUGCCAUUUAUGCACUGAGGAGUUUCAAUUAUGAGCAAACAAAGUAUUUUGAUUUUAAAGUCCAGGCAAAAGAUUCAGGUAAUCCUCACCUGGAGAGCAACACCACUGUCCGUGUGAGUGUUCUGGAUGUCAAUGACAACAUUCCCGUCAUUGUGCUCCCGCUACUUCAGAACGAUACUGCUGAGAUCCACGUACCACGAAAUGUGGGAGUCGGUCACAUUAUCACCACGGUGAGAGCGGUGGACAAUGACUUCGGCGAGAGUGGUCGGCUCACCUACGAGAUCUCGGACGGGAACGAGGAACACCUGUUUGAGAUCGAUUCGGUGACGGGCGAAGUACGGACAGCUCAGCCAUUGUGGGAGGAGGUGUCACCUGUUGUAGAACUCAUCAUCAAGGUGACCGACCAUGGCAAACCAACGCUCUCCGCCAUGGCGAAACUCAUAGUCAAAGCCUACUCAGGCCCCCUACCGGAGGGUGAACCGCGGAUCAACGCCGAACACCACAACUGGGACAUGUCGCUACCAUUAAUAGUGACCCUGAGUAUCAUCUCCAUCAUGCUCUUGGCGGCUAUGAUCACCAUCGCGGUCAAGUGUAAACGCGAAAACAAGGAGAUUCGCACGUACAACUGCCGCAUUGCCGAGUACACCCACCCGCAACUGGGCAAAGGCAAGAAGAAGAAAAUCAACAAGAACGACAUCAUGCUAGUGCAAAGCGAAGUGGAGGAGCGAGAUACCAUGAACGUCAUGAACGUGGUGAGCAGCCCAUCUCUGGCCACAUCGCCCAUGUACUUUGACUACCAAACACGUCUACCCCUCAGCUCUCCAAGGUCCGAGGUCAUGUAUCUCAAACCCAAUGCCAACAACCUCAGCGUUCCUCAAGGGCACGUCGGAUGCCACACCAGCUUCACGGGACCUGUCACGAAUACCACAGAGACACCGGUGAACAGGAUGUCGGUAAUUCAGACAGAUAAUUUUCCUGCUGAGUCCAAUUACAUGGGUAACAGGCAGCAGUUUGUUCAAAGCAGCUCCACGUUCAAAGAUCCAGAGCGUGCCAGUCUCAGAGACAGCGGACAUGGGGACAGCGAUCAAGCGGACAGUGAUCAGGACACUAAUAAAGGCUCCUGCUGUGACAUGUCGGCUAAGGAAGCGCUCAAGAUGAAGGCCACUGGCCUGAAGCCACAACCGCUCGAGCAGGACGAGGAUUGUGUGAAUUGUACAGAUGAGUGUCGAGUGCUGGGUCACUCCGAUCGCUGCUGGAUGCCCCAGUUUCCGGCAGCGGGGGCCGGAGGAGCAGGAACUCCCCAGGCCGAGGGCUCAGACUACCGCACCAACCUCUUUGUCCCGGCCGGCAUGGAAGCUGUCGCUGUCGAAACCGAGCCCUACGAGACGGUUUGCAAUCCCAACGGCAAAAAGACAUUCUGCACGUUCGGGAAGGAACGUCGAGACCACACCAUCCUUGUGGCGAAUGUUAAACCCUAUCUUAAAACCAAACGUGCCCUCAGUCCUCUGUUGCAAGAGGUCCCUUCCGCCUCAUGCAGUCCUUCCAAAGGCUGUAAUACAGGUUCCCCUUGUUCUUCAGCCAAAGGUAUGGGCGACGGAGCGGAAGGCAAGCCAAGCACCAGCCACUUUGGCCCUCCAGAUGGACAGUACAUCUCACCCAACAAGCAGAACAAAGAGCAGGGUUACUCGACUCUGCCUUCCUCCGACCCAGUGGCCAAAGUCUUGGCUGAGGCACGUUCGCGGAUCAGCCAGGAGACGGCGGUGAACAUGGACUGUGUCUUGGAGCAGGGCGGAGGAGAGAUGGGUCGUGGCACCAUGGAUGCAGACCAGGUGGUCAGGGACAUCGACAAACUGCUCCAGGAUUGUCGGGGAAGUGAAAACACCCCCAUCAGAAAGUAAGACGGUUCCUCACGCACCUUCAACGAACAUUAGAAACAACGACAAGGCAGGAGGAAACAUGAAUCUGAGACGCUCUCUAAGAGAGUGCCAUAUUGAUGAGUAGACAAAAAAUGUGUACUUGGAAGGAAGAACGAGCAAAAACACUUUGCUUUUGUUUAUCUGGACGCUGUGUUGUGUUUCGGGGGCAAGGGGAUUUCUUUCGAAGUUGCAGAAGUCGCUGCUUUUGGCUUCUAGCAAGCUUUUCUUCUUCAAGUGCCCACCAGCUUAAAACGUAAAGUGACAUCUUUCCGUUACCGAACCGCAUCUCGGCCAUGGGACUUCGGGAGGGGUGUACGAAAAUGGUUUUGACAAUCGAUGGGGCGGGGUGUGUCGAACACUCCGAAGCGAUCGGACCACACCGAGACAGAGACAUUCUCUUAAAAUUUUAUUGGCUUUGUAAUAUCAGCAUAAGAAGUGCUAACGUUAUCACCAGACUCUGAUGGGUGUGUGGGUCGACAAUUCUUUUGGGUGGGGCGGGCAGGGUUGAGUAUGAAAUGUAACCAUUCUUCACCUGUCAUUUCUAGUCACGUGUAAACUGUGUCCUCCCCCAUGUAUACGUACGUAUGGAACAUUCCAGAUCGGUGAACCUGUUACUCUCACUUAUUGGUCCUUUGUGUGAUCGCAUCUGUCUUCUGCUUUUCACUACUUUUAAAGUGACUCUUCACGUGUCCGAGGUUAAGUUAUAACAGUCACCCUCUUGUAUAUUAGGGACAUUUUUCCUCAACUGUGAAAAGAUAUAUCUAUAUAUACAUAUAGAUAAAUAUAUAUAAAUAUAUGAACUUAUGUAUAGUGUCCAGAUAACAAUGAAAAUAUUUAUACAUUUUGUAAAAAAAAGUGGAAAAAAUAACAGUAAUCUCUGAAAUACGAGGUUGUGCACAGGACGGAAAUGCAGUUGAUGAAGAUAUUUAUUAAACUGCAAAGGACACUGUUUCGAAAUACAAAAAACACAUGGACAGAAAAGAUAAAAAAAAAGGAAAUGUCCCUUCACAUUGUCACUUAUACACAAUAUCAUUUAAUGUGCAAAAUGUAUCCAAUUUAAUGUGUUUACAUCAAAGCGACAUAUUUUUAUUGAUUUUUUUCUGCAGUUUCUGUGCAUUUGAGCCAAAUUGUUACGUGUACAAGAGCUAUAUUGUGUAUUUUAUUAAAUUAAUAUAUGGUUGUGUUGUAA